Mugil cephalus (flathead mullet) is the source of this 813-nucleotide messenger RNA. RefSeq lists its product as uncharacterized. NCBI's taxonomy places the organism in Eukaryota, Metazoa, Chordata, Actinopteri, Mugiliformes, Mugilidae. The record is from RefSeq and is a predicted model, not a curated record. The transcript is spliced from 6 exons. Bases 1 to 801 code for a protein of 266 amino acids.
AUGGAUGAGGCAGAAGUAGCGUCUCGGGGGGAGGUGUCAGUCGCUCAGGUGUCACCGGCUGGACACGUGAAGAGAAAGAGAGCAGAGAACAGGAGAUCAGCGGCUGAGGAGGUAUCACAUCACAUUCGGCUCCAUGACGAGUCCAGGCGCCAGGUGCGUCUGCAAAAAGACUUCAGGAUGGACCAGAAGGAAUCGAUGAGGAGAAUCAGGAGAAACAGCAGGACUCUCCUCCAGGAUCUGUUUUACAGCGGGGUAGUCCACAGCGGAGGCAGAGAUACACCUAUCCCGGCUCAGCCUCGAGAUGCAAAAAUGAUACAGUCCAUCGCCAGCCUGAUACGAGCCAAGAGCAAACUCCUCCUGCUGGAGAACCCUGACACCGUGGAGAUCUACAAGCUGGAUGAGUCAACGCCCCGUUCUAGAAAACCGGGAAAAGGUGACGUUUACCUGCCAGCCAUCUCAACGAAGGCGGCAAGUCUGAACUCAAUCAGAGGGACUCUGAGCCAGUCCUGUCCUUAUCUAUACGACAAGCGCAGAGGGUCUUUCUCCUCGGUGGCCUCUCAGAGAGCAGGAGGUCGCCCACAGAAACAGAGUAACCUUAAGGCCCAAAGAGAGGCAAAGAAAUCCAACGUCACCGUGACGAUGACUUACCUGGGACAAGGCCGUCGGGAUUCGGGGUCCGGUUCAGCUCAGGACGAGCUGAAGGUUCUCCAGCAAGUCAACGGGGGCGAGAACAUCUGUGUCUUCAAGGGCCUGGUCACGACAGGAGGUAGGUUUGUCAUAGGGCUGAUGAUCAAAAAUUAAACGCAGUCAUGC